Messenger RNA from Saccostrea cuccullata (small rock oyster), 1124 nucleotides. RefSeq names its product profilin-4-like. Lineage: Eukaryota; Metazoa; Mollusca; Bivalvia; Ostreida; Ostreidae. Gene Ontology annotation, cellular component: cell cortex. Gene Ontology annotation, molecular function: actin monomer binding. The coding region runs from base 569 to 1021 and encodes 150 amino acids. The record is from RefSeq and is a predicted model, not a curated record. The transcript is spliced from 5 exons.
GUCAUUUAAAUAAACAUUUAUCACCAAAAUGUCAUUUUCUCCAAUGGGUACUCAGAGUUCCUUUUCACCCAAAAGCUGUAAAAUAUCCUUAGCUUACCAACAAAUCUAUAAAAGUCUGCACUUGGGGUGUGAGUUAGUUCAAUUUAUUUUUUUUUCUUUUGAGAUUUUUACAUCACUUUAUAUGGGCAAACAUUCAGUGGUUUCUAUGCAUCAGCACAUUGCCCUGUUCAUUUCAACCCUCCACUCUAUAACAGAGAAACGCUUCAAAAGACCGUAACAAUCAAUUCGCUGGAUUUAUUUAUCUUUGAGCCUUGUUAAAAUGAAUACACAAUGAAAAAAUUAAGUAAUUGAUAGCAAUAGUUUAAAAGACGUUGGAUGCUUUUGGUUGUUGCUCAUGCCAUUGUCAAUUUAAAAUUAAAAAGACGACUGGUUACUUAAACUUACUGGGUGUGUAGAAAAGACAAAGUUUGAUCAAAGGAAGUGUGAAGGGGAACAGUGAUUUCGUUAGCGAGGAAUUGUCUGGUUCAGUGUUUGUCUUUCUGUCUGUGACAAGUGACAGUUGUUCGUGAUGGAUUUGGAUGACCUAGGGAGCACAAAAGUCGGAUCCGAUAUGGACGUGGUGGACGCGGUGAAGAUGAACCAGUUGCAGAAUUUGUUACACGAUUCUUUGAUAGCGACAGACCACGUCCAUCACUGUGCCAUCAUACGACGGAAGGACUGCAAUGUCAGAGCAAGCUCUGUAGGAUUUAAUCUCCACCAUGACCAGGUGCAGAUGUUACUAGAUGCCUUUAAAAACCCUCCACAGACCCGGGAAGAAGGUCUUUAUUUUGAUGACCAGCAAUACAAAUGUGUUCGUGCUGACAAAAACUCCAUAUAUGGAAAAUGUGAUAAGCGAGGAUUAAUCCUUGUGAAGACACAGUCUAUGUUAAUAGUAGCCACAUACACAGAAAACAUGUUCCCCAGUGUUUGUGUGGAAGCAGUAGAAAAACUAGCGGACUAUUUCAAAGAAAAAGGAAAAUAGCCUCUUCAUCCAACAUAUAUGCACUCAUGUUAUACUGUGAUAUCAAAAUGAUGGACAUGUUUACAAUUUACAUUUAUAUUUACACUUUUUUCUUAUCAAUUUA